This is a messenger RNA of Mesocricetus auratus (golden hamster), 2404 nucleotides long. RefSeq names its product N-terminal EF-hand calcium binding protein 2 (gene Necab2). Gene Ontology annotation, biological process: regulation of amyloid precursor protein biosynthetic process. The transcript is spliced from 12 exons. The record is from RefSeq and is a predicted model, not a curated record. Gene Ontology annotation, cellular component: cytoplasm. Lineage: Eukaryota; Metazoa; Chordata; Mammalia; Rodentia; Cricetidae. Gene Ontology annotation, molecular function: calcium ion binding. The coding region runs from base 989 to 2131 and encodes 380 amino acids.
GUGGCAGCUUGGCCCUCUUUCGGGGGAGCCCUGUCCAGCCCUUCCCUCUGCACUUGCUGCUGUGUGCUGGCUGAGCCUCUAUUUCUUCAUCUGUGCAGUGGGGUAAGCAGUGGGGGAAGGGCAUUGUUCACCCUGGUUCCAGGAGCCACCUUUGUUGGUGUCAGUUGAGAGCACAUCAGCCUAGCCAUUCCCAUACCCAGGCCUUUUGGGGUCUGGGAGCACCCAGAGAAUGCGCAUAUCCCUUGUCCUAUUGCUUGUAGGGUGCAGGUGAGCAAAGCCAUCCGUCCUUGUAUUCAAAGAGACUUGAGGGGGUGGCACUUCAUGCCUGGCCUAACAGAUCCCUAUUAAACCUUCCUGAGUCUGGGAAAACCCAGAGAGUGGAGGCGGGGACUGGACAUUUCCUUCUGGAUAAAGGGAGUCAAUUCCUUCAGGAUCCUGAGACCAUCUCAGUGCUGGGACAUCAGCCCCCACAGGGAGCUGAUUAAAAGGCGAGCCUGAUUGAUUGAGUAGAUUCAGGGUUGGACACCAAAUCCCUCUGUGAGUUAGAAGGUCUUAGCAGACACUUUGAUCCAACCUGCCUGGGUUAUGGCCCAGGCUGAGCGACUUUUGGAAGUGCCCGCAAUUAUCAGAAACAACCUCUUGACCCUGGCCACCCAGCACCUGUCAUCAAAGGACCUUGAGGAAUUCAGUUGUCAGCAAAGCACGGAGUGACUUUGUCUCAAAGUGCAGGUCCCAGGUUUGGGCUGUUCCCGAUCCCAUCCCUGCUAGUUGCAACCAGAACAUUCCUGCCUGCCUCUCCCCUGUCUCAUAAUGGUGGCAUACUUCCUGUGGGCUGAUCUUGUCACCAGGCUUCAAGAUCACCUCCUUCAGAGGGGACCUAGGCAAGCCAGAGCAAGGGAGGAGGGCCCUGAAUGGCGAACGGUGGGAAGGCACGGAGUGAGCGCUCACGGGUCUCUGAGCGUGGCCGGGUGCAGCUGUGUGCUCAGCAAUGGGGGAGUCUAGAGGAAUGAGUGUCGUACACCUGCAGAGAUACACGUGGAUUUUCCGCCGUGCGGAUAAAAACGAUGACGGGAAGCUGUCCCUGGAGGAGUUUCAGCUCUUCUUCGCAGAUGGUGUCCUCAAUGAGAAGGAGCUGGAGGACCUCUUCCACACCAUUGACUCCGACAACACCAACCAUGUGGACACCAAGGAACUGUGUGAUUACUUUGUGGACCACAUGGGAGACUAUGAGGAUGUCCUGGCCUCCCUGGAGACCUUGAACCACUCUGUCCUGAAAGCCAUGGGCUACACCAAGAAGGUGUAUGAAGGUGCCAGCAAUGUGGACCAGUUUGUGACCCGCUUCCUUCUGAAGGAGACAGCCAAUCAGAUCCAGUCGCUGCUGAGCUCCGUGGAGAGUGCUGUGGAAGCCAUUGAGGAACAGACCAGCCAGAUCCGACAGGAGCACUGCAAACCCAGCCACAGCAUCACCGAGAGUCACUAUGGAGGCCCCAGUCCUCCCUACAUCCCCAACCACAAGCUUGUUCCCCCCGAGCCAGCAGGGAAGAGCCUGUCUGUGGCCACAGGGGAGCCAAAGGAGGAGGGGCUGGAGGGCCAGAUAAGCCGGUUGGCAGAGCUGAUUGGGAGACUGGAGAGCAAGACCCUCUGGUUUGACCUGCAGCAGCGCCUCUCAGACGAAGAAGGCACUGACAUGCACCUGCAGCUGGUCCGACAAGAAAUGGCCGUGUGCCCUGAGCAGCUGAGUGAAUUUUUGGACUCCUUGCGACAGUACCUCCGGGGUACUGCUGGAGAAAGGAACUGUUUCCAUGUCGCCGCGGUGAGGAUGGCAGAUGGCCUCACCUUCGUCAUCUAUGAGUUCUGGGAGACAGAGGAAGAGUGGAAGAGCUGCCUGGUGCACUUCGGGCCGAGACUGAGUCCUCCUGUGGCCCUGUUAAGGAGCCUAGUGCCCCCACCACCACCACCACUUCUUGUAAAGGACAACACCCCUUUUCUAGAGAAUUUGGUACGCAGCUGUCUUUUCAGUAUACUAAUAAAAGGAUGUGUACUUCCCCCUGCUAUGACAUGGAGGCGGUCCCUCCCCUGGCAUCCCAUACCUGACUUGACCGGGCAGAGUGUACUGCUGGGAUGCUGGUGAGGCCAAGGUUAGCAGGGAUGGCUUCCCAGGCCAGCCUUCAACCAACAGCUUCCCACCCCAGCCUGCCUCUGGCCUCCCUGACUCCUGAUGGCUGAGGCCCUGCGGGACCCACCUCGGAUGGAUGGGCCUCUUUCUCUGCUUCCCUCCUCCUUGAGGACCCUUCUACCUAGUGGGAGCUGUGACCCUGUAGUACCCAACGUAGGCUUGGGUAGAGCCCAGGUCCCCAGCACCAUGCUAGGCCCACAGCCACCAAAUAAAGUCUGUUUAGGAACA